Pectinophora gossypiella (pink bollworm) is the source of this 977-nucleotide messenger RNA. It is a transcript of the gene CPG20, whose product is annotated as pro-resilin. NCBI's taxonomy places the organism in Eukaryota, Metazoa, Arthropoda, Insecta, Lepidoptera, Gelechiidae. The coding region runs from base 94 to 609 and encodes 171 amino acids. The transcript is spliced from 2 exons. The record is from RefSeq and is a predicted model, not a curated record.
CCUGCCCCGAGUGAGCUUAGCUAUAUAUCGUGAUACUUGCAAGCAGCAUCACAUAACUUCGCCAUCACCCGAAGUGACCCAUCACUAAGCAUCAUGAAAGCCUUCGUAGCGUGCAUAGCCCUCGCGUUGGUCGCGUGCGCCAAUGGCGAAGCCCCGGGCGGCUACAACUACAACCGGCCAUCCAGCGGCGGCUUCUCUGGAGGCUUCUCCGGCGGCCUGAGCUCCGGCGGCGGUGGCUACCGCGCCGUCUCCUCCGGCUACCAGACCUCUGAGGGCCAGAACGUCGACGCCCAGCUCCUCGAACAGGUCCGCCAGAUCCUCCUCAAGGAAGAAGCUUCCUCCUCCUCCGGCUCCGGCGGCGGCUACCCCGCGGCCGCUCCUUCCUCCUCGUAUGGUGCUCCCUCGUCCUCCUACGGCGCCCCCUCCACUAGCUACGGCGUGCCCGGAGGCCACAGCCGCGUUGUAGGCAUCAACCUCGAAGGUGUCCGUCAGGCCAUCCAGGUCGCGCAGUUCGAGCAGUCGUCCUCCUCCGGCGGCUACCCCUCCGGCGGCGGCGGCGGCUACCCCGCGGCCCGCCAGCCCUCCGGCAGCUACGGCGCCCCCUUCUAAGCCAAACCCAACCAAAUACGAGUAGGAUCCGAACCAGCGGCUCGACGUUCGGACGGAGUAUUCGGGCGCGCCCACACCACCCCCGGGCCGACUCGAAUGUGUAUACCAAUCGGCCGGCAGCCACGUACAAUGUAGGUGAUGCCGGCCUGGCCGUUGUCUCACCCUCUUCGGUCAACGCUUGCGACUGUGCACGCAUGCGCGGCGGCCGCCAGGCGCCUGCAGGCUCCCGGCCCACGCAGGGGCAGUGGCACGCCGCCGCGCUCGACGCUCUUGUAUAAAGUUUAUCGUUAAGAUUAGCUUAAUUUUCUAUUAAUAAGUUUUUAUUUUUGUUUUUAUUUACAAAAAAAUAAAUACAUUUCGACACCGUA